AUGCAACUCUGGACAGCUGACGGUGUCUGCACACAUACACUCGCGCACCCCAACGAAAGGUUAAGUUCUGUCACUUUUUCUCCAGAUAGCCAAAUCUUCGCAUCUUGGUCGGUGGAGGGCACAGUGUGUGUGUGGGAUGUUGACACGGGCAGCCGCCUGCAAACUCUCAAACUCGGCGGGAGACACUUUCUAAGGCUGGUGUUCUCUUCAGACGGCAACACCCUCGCGGCGGAGGAUAUUGGAAUGAAGACCCUACAGCUUUGGGAUCUGGCCACUGGAUCCUCUAAACACAGUUUCCAAGGCUUCUCCAUCAGGGAUGUAGACUUCUCCCCCGAUGGGAAGUUUUUGGCCGCUCUCUCAUCCCGGAAGGUGCUCCUAUUGGAGACAGAAACUGCCUUCUCGCCGGACAGCAAGAUCCUUGCCUCUUCGUCCGUUGACGGCAUAUCUCUCUGGGAUACUGCUACCGGAACCUGCACCCAGACCUCCAAGCUCGAAGGAUUAAUUACCGAGCUUUCAUUCUCCGACGACGGCAAAUUCCUGUUGACGAACGUGGGACGAUUGACCCUCGACAAUGGCUCUGUCAGUCCGCUGCUGCUGACCUCUGACGAUUGGCUGGCAAUUGACGGGCUGAGAUAUGACGGCGAGUGGGUGAGUCGGGAGGGGAAGAAUCUUCUCUAUAUCCCUGCAGGUAAACGACCUACACAUCGCAGUACCUGGAGGAUGUUCAAAAAUACUCUUUUUAUUGGCGAUGCGUUUGGUCAAGUGACGUGUUACAUGUUUUCGUUUCCGUCUUCCUGA
Aspergillus pseudoviridinutans is the source of this 798-nucleotide messenger RNA. Its product is annotated as WD40 repeat domain-containing protein. Bases 1 to 798 code for a protein of 265 amino acids. Gene Ontology annotation, molecular function: protein binding. The transcript has 2 exons. The record is from RefSeq and is a predicted model, not a curated record. NCBI's taxonomy places the organism in Eukaryota, Fungi, Ascomycota, Eurotiomycetes, Eurotiales, Aspergillaceae.